UCUGUCCAUUUGAUAUAAAACUCUCUUCUUCAAGGACAGAGAUGUGGUCAAGGAUUCUUCUGAGUGUUGUCACCUUGAGCUGGAUUGUCGCAGUGUCUUCUGAACUUCAAUACGUGCUGCUGGUGCCAACUGUGGUGCGGAGCAACUCUCCACAGACUGCUUGUGUGCAGUUUCAGAGUCUCAGUGAGCCUCUGUCUCUGAGUGUUGUUCUGGAAUACAGCAAUAUACAGACAACUCUCUUCGAGGAUUUUGUGACAAAAAAUGAUUAUUUCACGUGCUGCGACUUCAAGGUUCCUCCUGCUACUUCUGAUCCCCUGGCGUUCAUAUCCUUCUCUGCCAAAGGCAACACAGUCAACAUAACUGAGAGAAGAUCAGUGGCGAUUGAGAAUGUGCAUAACACUCUCUUCAUCCAGACAGACAAGCCCAUCUACAAACCAGGGCAAAAAGGUUGCUGGGGAGCUGGAGUCAGCUAGUGAACUAGGAAACUGAAUGCAAGAGUGGGUCAAGAAUAACAAACACUUCUCUUGUGGAGG
Lagopus muta (rock ptarmigan) is the source of this 533-nucleotide messenger RNA. RefSeq names its product ovostatin-like. The transcript has 3 exons. The coding region runs from base 42 to 473 and encodes 143 amino acids. The record is from RefSeq and is a predicted model, not a curated record. NCBI's taxonomy places the organism in Eukaryota, Metazoa, Chordata, Aves, Galliformes, Phasianidae.